Messenger RNA from Acaulospora morrowiae, 152 nucleotides. The record is from the annotation of a GenBank genome assembly. NCBI's taxonomy places the organism in Eukaryota, Fungi, Glomeromycota, Glomeromycetes, Diversisporales, Acaulosporaceae.
GAACAAAAUCCUUGCUACAAGAGAAUAAAGUAUUGACUGAAGAAAAUAAAAUUACUCGAUACUUGGUUAGAGCAAAGUUAUAUUGCAUGGAUCAGGAGCAACAAUGGAAAGAACGAGAAGUUGAAAUUUCGAAGAAAAAUCCCUGCGGCUAG